Aaosphaeria arxii CBS 175.79 is the source of this 2010-nucleotide messenger RNA. RefSeq lists its product as uncharacterized. The transcript has 2 exons. The record is from RefSeq and is a predicted model, not a curated record. NCBI's taxonomy places the organism in Eukaryota, Fungi, Ascomycota, Dothideomycetes, Pleosporales. The coding region runs from base 174 to 1814 and encodes 546 amino acids.
CAAAGCAUCACAAUCAGGCGAAUGUCACUUCAUAGUAACCACUGUGCACAUUUCUCCUUACAGCACCGUUGAUUGGAUCAGUCACUGUCCCAUUUUAUUUCGCCAUUUCCCGCUGCCCUACAGUCACUUCCUCACCGAGGCAUCGUUUGCUCGCCCUUCCUCUCACGUUUAUCAUGAAUCGUAUGCCUCUAGAGCUGGUAUCCAUGAUCAUAUCUGAAAUUAGACCUUGGACCUAUCGUCGGGUCCCGCCUGACGAAAAACUGGCACACCUUGCCAAUCUGUCGCAUACAUGGCAAGCUGCAAUUGAAAGCAAAACAUUUCGGAAACUGGAAGUUUUGAACUCGGAACUGGAAACAUUCCAGCAACUUUUCCAGGGAACAAAUAUUCGACGGCGUGAGCUAGUGCAAAAGCUCUAUUUCAGUAUCAAGUUUCCAAAAGAAGAAGUAUGGGACGAUGAGGUCGGCAGGUGCUGUCCGGUGAAUAGCAAAGUCGACUUCGACGCUGAAGGAGAUAUCUGGCACCGUGAUGUGACGAAGCUUUUCCGCAUUCUGAGCGAUAUCGAAAUUCGUUUCCAAGCGCAAAUUGGACGAACGGCACCUCCAAUGAAGCUUGUGUUUUACAAUUGUACGCGGGCCGGUCGUUGUGAGCUUGUCAAACCAUCCUAUCGCCCUUGUUCAUGGGGUUUACAUACCAGACCUGAAAUGGCUGCAGUACGCACUCGCCCAGGUUCAGUUCGAGUUCCAGAACUACGGAAUAUUCCUGCCUUAUAUCAGGUUGCUUCAUUUCGUGCCUGUGCCAGCAGCUGCUCGAAGUGGCUGCAUCCUGAAUGGAUCCAUAUGUUGGCUUCACACCUCCCAAACUUGAGCAAUAUGGAGGUUUUCUUUGAAGAUCCCUACAACUGGGGCCGAAACUGGCGAAGGGAAUAUCAAUUAGCACUUGCUCGGUCCCUUGACAAGGCACUGAAUAGAUCCCUGGAAGUUAUUCGUAUAUAUUCCAAUACUCAAGACCUCAAAAACGAAGAUGUCGAUCUACAUCAGAUCUCUUCACCUGAUAUUACUGAUCAUUUCUCCAACCGCCUCCUCCGGCAGGUUUCGACCUUCGCCAAUUUGCGCACGCUCUAUCUUGAAGGGAUAAUGGUCGUAAGCGAAACCAUGUUUCAGAGCUGCGUGGAAAGACCUUCUACCAUAUUCUUUCCCCAAUUGGAAGAAUUCUAUCUCCAUUUUGCUCCUUCAAGUGCAGAGGGGCACUGGUUCUACCUUCGCGACGAUGCGGCGUUCGCCGCACAAGAGGAUUUGGAAAAUGAGCCCGGACUCCAGCCUGGAAAGGGCUUUAUCGUCUAUAAAGAUACGCACUUACCAAUGGGCGAGGUUUCUAACUAUUACCAAUACCGGUCUUUACCUAAUCCAGAGACAUUGACACCGUUUUUGUCAUCCGCCGCGCACUUCUGCAGAACCUUGCCGAAAAUCAAGCGUUUCGCUCUCAAGAUGAACGACCGUCCAGGUGGCUAUGAUGAAUUGACUUUCGAUUUCAUUGACAGAAUCCUAGAAUUGUGGUACUUCCCUGGCGGAGUGUCACAUGGAGGCUUUAGGAAAGCAUCACAGUGUCCAGUCUUGCCAAUUGACCAACGGAUUGCCCAGUACGAUCGUGUCUACUUCCGAAUUGGAAGCAGUCGUCUAGACGAAAGGAUAGUUGAAAGCUGGAGGAAGGCUGUUGGCGUUGACGGAAAGAUCAAUCAUUUAGAUCAAAACCAUUUCAAGAAGGAGUAUUGUCCAUUUAGACAUUUUUACACAGGUGAGAUUCUUCAAGAGUGGUAGACAGUAGUAUUCAUACACAAUUAAAGGCUCCUAGCCUUUUGUCAAAAUCAUCUCACCAGAUGGAUCUUUUCCACAUCUAUCUGGAGAUUGCUAAAGUCUCAUCAUUCAGUUCUUCCGAAUCAAGAAUGGAUGACACAUAGUUGUUUCAUUCAUGAUUGAAUCAAAUCUAGACAUUUCUUACUAGGCGGUAGAGGAG